This is a messenger RNA of Aphanomyces astaci, 1041 nucleotides long. RefSeq lists its product as hypothetical. The record is from RefSeq and is a predicted model, not a curated record. Gene Ontology annotation, molecular function: GTPase activity. The transcript has 5 exons. NCBI's taxonomy places the organism in Eukaryota, Oomycota, Saprolegniomycetes, Saprolegniales, Verrucalvaceae. The coding region runs from base 33 to 974 and encodes 313 amino acids. Gene Ontology annotation, cellular component: cytoplasm.
CCGCUCUGUCCAUUGUUCUGGGAGCGCAAACCAUGCCGUUUGGCCAAGUCGUGUUAGGGCCUCCAGGCAGUGGGAAGACAACGUAUUGCAAUGGCAUGCAGCAGUUUCUGGAAGCAUCCGGGCGGAAAGUAGCGGUGGUGAACAUGGACCCAGCCAACGAACAACUUCCAUACGUGGCCAACAUUGACAUCUCGGAACUCGUGUGCCUCGAAAACGUCAUGGACGAGCUGCACCUAGGUCCAAACGGAGGACUGGUGUAUUGCAUGAACUUCAUCGAUCAAAACUUCGACUGGUUGGCCGAGCGCCUCGAUGCAUUGCCAGAUUCCACGUACGUCUUGUUUGACUUUCCCGGCCAAGUGGAACUGUACACGCAUGAAGAAAGCGUGCAUAACAUUGUCCAGAAGCUCGAGAAGCGCCUGGAAUACCGCGUGUCGGUGGUGCACUUGGUGGACGCGCAUCAUUGCACCGACAGCGCCAAGUUCAUCUCGGUGGUGCUCCUGAGUUUGUCGUCCAUGGUGCGACUCGAAUUGCCCCACAUCAAUAUCCUUUCGAAAAUGGAUUUGAUCCAGCAAUAUGGCCACUUGUCUUUCAAUCUCGAGUUCUACACAGACGUGUUGGACCUGCGGUACCUCCUGGACCGCCUCGAAGCCCAAGACUAUGGCGAUACCUACGACGACAUUGAAGACGAAGACGCGCUGCAGCCGCCGCCCGCCGUAGCCGCGCGGAAAUUGAAAGUGCGCGAGCGGUUUCGCAAGAUGCACGAAGUGCUCAUCGAAGUGAUCGAAGACUUUUCGCUCGUGAGCUUCCUGCCGCUGCAGAUCGAGGACGUGGACAGUUUGCAGAAAGUCGUGAAUGCAAUCGACAAAUCCAACGGGUAUGUGUAUGAAGGCAAGGCCGCGCAAGUGAUCUCAGGGGACCGCGACUUCCAGUCCGAGCGGAUUGGAGAUAUGGAGGAACGAUAUGUUCGGCAAUGAUAACACGUUUAGUAUCCACAAGUUUACUUGCAAAAAAGGGAGGCAGUGUCUCACUUGUGGUGCUUUG